This is a messenger RNA of Marmota monax (woodchuck), 2111 nucleotides long. RefSeq names its product cysteine and histidine-rich domain-containing protein 1. Lineage: Eukaryota; Metazoa; Chordata; Mammalia; Rodentia; Sciuridae. The record is from RefSeq and is a predicted model, not a curated record. Bases 139 to 1137 code for a protein of 332 amino acids. Gene Ontology annotation, biological process: centrosome duplication. Gene Ontology annotation, molecular function: zinc ion binding. The transcript has 11 exons.
UUCCUGAAGCGGAACCGGCGGUUUCCGGAAGCCGGCAGCCGCCCUAGGAUUCAGGUCAGCGCUUGCUACAGCAGAGUCUGUCGCACUGUCCUGCGGUUCCCGGUGUUUGGUCCUUGCCUGUAACGGUGGGAGAAGAAGAUGGCCCUGCUAUGCUAUAAUCGGGGCUGCGGCCAGCGCUUCGACCCCGAGAACAAUUCGGAUGAUGCUUGCACAUAUCACCCAGGUGUUCCAGUCUUUCAUGAUGCAUUAAAGGGUUGGUCUUGCUGUAAGAGAAGAACUACUGAUUUUUCUGAUUUCUUAAGCAUUGUGGGCUGUACAAAAGGUAGACAUAAUAGUGAGAAGCCACCUGAGCCGGUCAAGCCUGAAGUCAAGACUACUGAAAAGAAAGAACUAUCUGAAUUGAAACCCAAAUUUCAGGAGCACAUAAUUCAAGCCCCUAAACCAGUAGAAGCGAUAAAAAGGCCAAGCCCAGAUGAACCCAUGACAAAUUUGGAAUUAAAAAUAUCUGCCUCCCUAAAACAAGCACUUGAUAAACUUAAACUAUCAUCUGGGAAUGAAGAAGAUAAGAAAGAAGAUGACAGUGAUGAAAUUAAGAUUGGGACCUCAUGUAAAAAUGGAGGGUGUUCAAAGACAUAUCAGGGUCUACAGAGUCUAGAAGACGUUUGUGUAUAUCAUUCUGGAGUACCUAUUUUCCAUGAGGGGAUGAAAUAUUGGAGCUGUUGUAGAAGGAAAACCUCUGACUUUAAUACGUUCUUAGCCCAAGAAGGCUGUACAACAGGGAAACACGUGUGGACUAAAAAGGAUGCUGGGAAAAAAGUUGUUCCAUGUAGACAUGACUGGCAUCAGACUGGAGGUGAAGUCACCAUUUCAGUAUAUGCUAAAAAUUCACUUCCAGAACUUAGUCGAGUAGAAGCUAAUAGUACAUUGUUAAAUGUACACAUUGUAUUUGAAGGAGAGAAGGAAUUUCAUCAAAAUGUCAAAUUAUGGGGUGUGAUUGAUGUAAAACGAAGCUAUGUAACUAUGACUGCAACAAAGAUUGAGAUCACCAUGAGAAAAGCUGAACCUAUGCAGUGGGCAAGCCUUGAACUACCUACAACCAAAAAGCAGGAAAAACAAAAAGAAGAUAUUACAGAUUGAGGUCGGGGGAGGGCUGUUGCCUAUUUCAGAAUUCUGAAUGUGUGGUAAAGUGGUGGCUUGCUGCUGUAACUUUUUGUUGUUGAAUCAGGCAUUUCAGGGUCAUAUUAGAUAUUUGUUUUUAAAAGCCAAAGUCAAUUUAUCUUUUUGUGUUGCCAUAUUUUGCGUUCCAUAAGAUUGAUUAUUCGUAUCUUCUCAUUGGUAGAACCAUAGUUAUGUCCCUUACUUGAAGAAGCUGGAAAAUAGCUCGAGUGUAAUUGCAGUAUUUCUUAGUGUAUUAUUAUUUUGUUAAACAAAUAAAUAAUAAGGGACAUUUGUUUUUUAUACUUCUGUUAUCCCAUAAUUAUUAAAGCAAGAUGAAAAUGUCAAUUUUUUAAUCAGUUUUGUUUUGUUUGUUUUUUUCCCCUCUUUGUGGACCUUUUGUUCCUAUAAUACUUGAAAAUCUUCAAGGAAGAAAUGAAGUUCUGCAUUGUUUUUGUUUGUUUUUAUUUUCCAUGUGGGACAGUCACUUUUUCCAAGAGGACUAUCCUAGGUAAAGUGGGGGCAAAAUAUAUGCACUGACCAACAAAUUACAAUUUAUUCACGGUUAAUUUAAUUUUAAAAUUACAUCAUUAUCUAUAUUACUUGCCAAACAAGUAUGACUUAAGAGUAAAGGAAACAAGACUGGAGAGAGAUCAAUUUGGUUAAAAUUCACUAUUUUUAUAAGACUUAAGCAAUAAUGUUAAAAAUCUUUCUCCUGAUUAAGGGUCUUUAUAUGAUGUUAUGACUAAAUGGUACCUGAUUUUCAGUCUAAACCCUCUUAAAACCUUCAGUUACCUAUAAAAAAAAAAAAAAUCUAUAUCUGGCCUUAUUGAUAGAAAAAUACCUAAAAUUGUAUCUUAAAAGUUUGUGGAAAUACAAUAGAAAAUGAGAAAACUAAAUACAUAAACUUUGCUUUAUGCCUACUAUUACAUGUUAAAUAAAAUAGCUUAAUUCUA